AUGAAAACGCUUAUUAAUUGGCGUACUCACUUACUAUUGUUUUUUAUAGCAAUCCUAUUUUUACACAAUAGUAAGGGUGUACAUAUAAAAAAAGCGUACAUCAUAAAUUAUAAUUAUAGUAGUAGCCCAAAUGGGAAAACAAAUACGACCAUAAAGAAUGAUAGCAGAAAUAGAUUAAAAAGUAGAAGAAAAGGGAACCUAAAUUAUGCAUUCGAAAAUGAAACUAAUAAUAUAACUACACAAGUUAAGCCAAUAAAUGUUGCUGUUUUGGGGAGUACUGGGAGUAUAGGAACUAACACCCUUGAUAUUAUACGAGAAUGCAAUAAAAUAGAAAAACAAUUUAAUGUUGAAGCAUUAUAUGUUAAUAAAAAUGUUCAAGGAAUAUAUGAGCAAGCUAAAGAAUUUUUACCAAAAUAUGUGUGUAUACAUGAUCCAAGUAAAUAUGAAGAACUAAAAAAAUUAUUAGAAAAUAUUAAAAAUUAUAAUCCAAUAAUAUUAAUAGGUGAUGAAGGUAUGAAAGAAAUAUGUAGUAGUAAUGAAAUAGAUAAAAUAGUUAUUGGUAUUGAUUCAUUUCAAUGUGUAUAUUCAACAAUAUAUGCAAUCAAAAAUAAUAAAACUAUUGCAUUAGCAAAUAAGGAAUCUAUUGUAUCUGCUGGAUUUUUCUUAAAAAAAUUAUUAACUGUUCAUAAAAAUUCGACAAUAAUACCUGUAGAUUCUGAACAUAAUGCAAUAUUCCAAUGUUUAAAUAAUAAUAUAUUAUUAAAAUCAAAAUGUUUACAAGAAAAUUUUUCUAAACUAAAUAAAAUAAAUAAAAUAUUUUUAUGUUCAUCUGGUGGACCAUUUCAAAACUUAUCAAUAGAUGAACUAAAAAAUGUAACAUCAGAAAAAGCAUUAAAACAUCCAAAAUGGAAUAUGGGAAAAAAAAUAUCAAUAGAUUCAGCUACGAUGAUGAAUAAAGGAUUAGAAGUAAUAGAAGCUCAUUUUCUUUUUGAUAUUGAUUAUAAUGAUAUUGAAAUACUUGUACAUAAAGAAUGUAUAAUGCAUUCAUGUGUAGAAUUUUUAGAUAAAUCUGUUAUAUCACAAAUGUAUUAUCCAGACAUAAGAGUUCAAAUUAUAAAUGCAUUAACAUGGCCUAAUAGAAUAAGUACAAAUUUAAAAUCCUUAAAUUUUGAAGAAGUAUCACCUCUUACUUUUUAUAAGCCAUCAUUAGAACAUUUUCCAUGUAUUAAAUUGGCUUAUCAUGCCGGUCGGAAAUCAAAUUUCUUCCCAACAGUUCUUAAUGCAGCUAAUGAAGUUGCUAAUAACCUCUUCCUAAAUAAUAAAAUUAAAUAUUUUGAUAUCCCAGCUAUUAUUUCACAAGUUUUAGAAUUAUUUAAUCCUCAACAAAUUUCUGAAACACCAGAAGAUCUUAUGAAACAAAUUUUGGACAUACACAAUUGGUCCAAACAAAAAGCCAUGGAUAUAUAUAAUAAAAAAAUAAGUUCUUAA
Plasmodium vinckei vinckei is the source of this 1488-nucleotide messenger RNA. Its product is annotated as 1-deoxy-D-xylulose 5-phosphate reductoisomerase, putative. Lineage: Eukaryota; Apicomplexa; Aconoidasida; Haemosporida; Plasmodiidae. Gene Ontology annotation, biological process: isoprenoid biosynthetic process. The transcript has a single exon. The record is from RefSeq and is a predicted model, not a curated record. Gene Ontology annotation, molecular function: 1-deoxy-D-xylulose-5-phosphate reductoisomerase activity; protein binding; NADPH binding. Bases 1 to 1488 code for a protein of 495 amino acids.